Molecule: messenger RNA, 810 nt
Organism: Rotaria socialis
Lineage: Eukaryota; Metazoa; Rotifera; Eurotatoria; Philodinida; Philodinidae
Source: the annotation of a GenBank genome assembly
AUGCAAGUUAUUCUUCUACCAUCAUCAAUUCUUCAUAAGAACCAAUACGAUUCAAUACCGCGUACGUUAUUAAACGAUGAAGAUGACCAUAAAGUUCAUUUAUUUAUCAAAGCCGGCCGCGACGGUCGAUCAAAAGGUGCAUGCCCUUUUUGUCACGAUGUAUUUCUUAAACUAUUAAUAAAAUGCGAAGCCGACAAUGAUUUUAGUUUCGAUGUUAUAACAAUUAAUUGUAAAAAUCCACCAAAAGAAUUUAAGGAAAUAUCAAAAAAAUUACCAACACUAGUUCAUGGUGAUACUGUUUUAAACGAUGUCGACGAUAUUGAAGAUUAUCUUGAUUCAUCAUUUCCCAAUAAUAAACUAUCAUUGAAAGAUCCUGAAGCUUUCAAAAUUCAAUCAAAUGUUUUCACACGUUUUACUUAUUUAAUUAAAGAUGUUACAAAUAAUUCACAAUUACUAAUAGACGAACUGGACAAAAUCAAUGCAUUUCUUCGACAUCGAGGAACAAAAUAUAUGUGUGGAAACGAAAUAACAAGUCUCGAUUGUUCGUUAUGGCCUAAAUUACAACAUAUCCGUGUAGCUGCUUAUUAUAUUCUUCAUUUGUCGAUUCCAACUGAAUUCUCAGCAUUAUGGCAAUAUCUUGGUUCAGCAUAUGAACACGAAGCUUUUGUUAAAUCUUGUCCGUCGGACCAAGAAAUUGUUUUACAUUGGAUUCGACGUGAAACUUCUCCAAAAGAGUAUUUACAACUAACAAAAGAAGAACCAAAAUAUUCUCUUGAUAUACCUUCAAUAGGUUAUGUUCAUUAUAAAUAG